Molecule: messenger RNA, 4135 nt
Organism: Xiphias gladius (swordfish)
Lineage: Eukaryota; Metazoa; Chordata; Actinopteri; Istiophoriformes; Xiphiidae
Gene: fhdc2
Product: FH2 domain containing 2
Exons: 12
Coding region: 321-3638 (1105 amino acids)
Source: RefSeq, a predicted model, not a curated record
UCCUAGUGAGCUGUGUGGAAGUUUUCCCUGCAAGUUGAGAAAGACAAGAGGACUGCAGCGAGAGGAGCGGCACAAGUCGCCGGGAAAAGGGACACGCAACAAACAAAAAGUGGGGACUGAAGCGAGUUUCUAUUGAGCUGUCUCCCAAAAUCAAACCGGCGGCUCUAGUUGGUGUUUGUGGACUUACCUCAGGGGAGAAGAGCAGUCAUCAACGGCAGGGAUUACUGAUGGACCUUUGAACUAGAGCCGUCUGGAAAGUGGAAAAGACAUCAUCGACUGACUGAGCAGAAACUGAUCACCCGCUAUCACCUCCGGUCUCUAUGCUCAUCAACCUGACGGUGGCCAUCAAGGAAUCGCGUGCCUUUCAUGGAACACAACCUGCCCACCCCGCCGCUGCCCCUGAAGCUGUGGAAGUGACAGCCAUGGAUUCACGUCCACUGCGGGUCGCCCCUCCACCGCCUCCCCUUGCACCUCCACCACCUCCGCCGCCACCUCCGCCUCCCCCACCGCCACCUGCGUCCUCCUCGUCCUCCCCCUCAUCACCCUCGCCUUUUAGCCGGGCAGACAGUGCCCGUCGGAGCCGGCUGAGGAAGCUGAAUUGGGAGCGUAUCCCCAAAGAGAAGGUGGAGGGGAGGAAGAGUGUGUGGAGCGGUGCGGCCCCGGGCGAGGACGAGUUCCCCAUUGACCUCCAUUCUCUGGAUGAGCUGUUCGGUCAGAAGGACAGUAAGCCUCAGGACAGAGCCAGCACCCUGAGACGCCGGUCUGCUCUGCUGCGCUGCAGAUCCCCCCAGGACAGCUCGGAAGAGAUCUCCCUAUUGGACUCCAAACGCAGCAUGAACAUUGGAAUAUUUCUCCGCCAGUUCAAGAUGCCUGCUAAAGAGAUAGUCGAGGAUAUCAGGCAGGGUGCUGGGGACCGUUACGGAGCGGAGAAGCUCACAGAGCUCUGCAAAUUGCUGCCUGACAACGAGGAGGAGUCCCGCCUGAGGAGGUUCAGUGGGGAGCGGAGCUGGCUUGGAGAGCCCGAUCUUUUCAUGCUGCUGCUGGUAGAAGUCCCCAGUUUUCGGCUUCGUCUGGAUGCCAUGAUCCUGCAACAAGAGUUUGACCCCGCUGUGACCUCUCUGUGUGUGGCAGCCAGAUGUCUGAGGGAGGCGGCCAGAGAACUGCUGAGCUGUCCUGAAUUACACUCCAUCCUUCGAUUGGUGCUGAAAGCUGGGAACUAUAUGAAUGCUGGUGGAUAUGCGGGGAAUGCCGCUGGUUUCCGAAUUUCCUCGCUGCUCAAACUGGCCGACACCAAAGCCAACAAGCCGGGCAUGAAUCUGCUGCAUUUUGUAGCUAUGGAAGCUGUGAAAAAGGACCAGAGUUCACUGUCAUUUCCCAGCCAACUAGGCCAUGUUGGCUCCGCCUCCAGGUUGUGUGAGGAGUCUGUGCUGGAGGAUUUAUCCAAGUUAAAAAGCAGAGUGGUUGCCCUCAGGGCAAACAUCCAGACUGAGUCAGAAAUUCAGCAGCACACACAACCUUUCCUGGAGGUGGCUGAGGAGCGUCUGAAGGAGGCAGAGGAUGAGGUGGAGGGCCUGAGGAUGUCGAGUCAAGCUCUGGUAGAGUUCUUCUGUGAGGACGACAGCACUUUCAAACUUGAGGAGGCCUGCAGGGUCUUCCAUUUGUUUUGCCACCGCUUCCAAAGAGCUGUCCAGGAGAAUGCAGAGCGAGAGCUGAAGGAACAGAAACGUCUGGAGCGUCAGCGUGAGAUGGGGGAGAAACGUCGCUCUCUGGCCAUUUGUACAGGGCUUGACCUGGGCCUGAGCCUUGCCAAAGAGCCUCACAGUCAGGAGAGCCAAGAUGAGUUGGAGAAACUCCUAGAGAAGAACCUGAGUUACACUUGGAGUCGACGUAGCCUGAGAAGCUCUGACCCCCGCAGACACUCACACCACCUCCACAAUGACACCCUCCACGGCUCGUCCAUGCUAAAGAGCUUCCCUGAGCUGGGCAGCAGCCUGACAUUGAACAGUUAUCACUCAAACAGCUCUUCUGACCAUGAGAACACCACUAUACUUUGUAGCUCUCCAGAGACUGACGGCACAUGUUCCCCCACUGACCAAGAACCUGUUCUGAGCAGAGCGAGCAGGGCUCAGCCCAGCCAAACAGUCAGCCAGAGCAUGGAAGCAGUUCAGGACUCGCACGUUGCUACAUUUAGACAUUCUCAGCAUGGACGUGGCAAACAACAAGGGACUGAGAGCAUUUCCUAUUUGCUGCAAGGCCAACUGAAGGAAACAGGACCUGAAAAAGAAGCUGAGAUUUCACAUAUACACAUGGCUUCGAUUAAUACUGAAUCUUCGUCCAGUUCCUUUACAAACUCUGCCACUAUAAAUACGGAUACACCUGCCCUAUGUGUUAAAACCCAGACCUCUAAUCAUAGACAUAGUUUUGGUCUGCCAGUAACAGACAAUAAUCGUCCUCUUCAUAGUAAAUCUUAUGGCUCAUCUGUCAAUGAGCCUGUACCUCAGCCUGUUCAUACAAGAGGAAUACUUCCUCAUAGUGACACCAGGGCUGGGCUGUUGAGGUACCAGAGAUCUGAUAGUGAAUCGCAAUCAUCCUUAAAUGCUCCAGAUAAAGCCCAGUCACAAUCACAGAUUAGAGAGACGCGUGCUGUGACAAGUGCUGCAAUGCCUUUGCCUGAUCCAGGUCUGACAAAGCAGACAGAUACAGAAGUGGCCUCCACACCUGUGGACGAGAACUGGAUGCCCUCCAGUCUACCAGAGUUCAGCCAGUCACAUUCAGAGGAGUACUCUGAUUUGCCAAGUUCUGAGAGGGAGAUUGCAAGGUCAUACUCCCGUGUUGGUGAAACACUGGAGUGUCACACUUUGGUGAAGGGCCUCCGAUCCUAUGACGCCUUGUCACCCCCAACCUCCCCACUCCCACGACCUGCACCGAGCCUUUGCUCCAAGUGGAGGAAAGAGAGGGAGGUUGACCUUCGAGAGAGCACAACUCCAGGGUCUCCUGCAUCAAAGGAGGAGAUUCAAACCAUGAAGAUCCCAGUGCGUAGUGGAAUAGGAUCCAAAAGGGGACUUGUGUCACGUGCAGGCCCUUCCAACAGCACAGGUAUUCCCAGGGUCCGCUCCAAAACUGAGCCUUCAAAUGGUGCCCCAGCCCCUACAAACCCACCCACUCCUACCCGGCUGUCUAGUCCUCGCAGCAUAUCGAUGCGCUUGUCUCCCAUCACUCGGCUUCCCACCGUUCAGACAGAGGUGAAACGAAGUAAUAGCACCCGGGAGAGGACUGGAAGUGAGCCACAGACUCCAGGAAAGCCCAACCUGACCCGCAGGACUUCAGACAGAUCCGUAUCAGAGAAGGUCUCAGGCAGCAUCCAGCCAGCCUUCGUCAGAGGGACUCCUCUCCGUGUGUCAAAACGACUUGCCCCAAACUCUGAGACUCAGGUUUCUUCCCAGCCUCACACUGCCCACAGCCCAUCCUCCGCCACAGCCAAGACAAUACGCACGGCUGUCAUAUCUGCGGCCCGAAAUAAAACUGCCAAGACCACAAGCACAAGCACCUCUCCUGCUAGUUCUAAAAUCCCUACAGCUUCACGGAUACCUGGUCCCAAAAUGCCUCGAGCUACUGCAGGUCAGCCACUGUGGAGGUGAUGGAGUGAAUAAGUGCUCGUACUCUGCAGUUUGUUAAAUGUUUUCAUGCAGUUUAUGUAUGUCAUUCUAAUAUAUAAAGUGUGGGUAUUCAUGAAUGGUGUGAGUCAUCAGUGACAUGAUUUCUGGUCUGAAUCAGCUCUCCUUCAACUGCAGUUCAUCUAAAUUCAACACUUAUGAAAUAUGUAUGUAGUUUUGAUUGCUUAGGUUCUUCAUAUGUGACAAAGAGCUGCACUGGGAGCAUCUGGGAAACUUCAUCUCCUGUGUUUCACCCGCCACUAGAAAAGUAGAAUAGAUUCUUUAAAUCCUACCUCUUUACACAUCCGCUUGUGUCCUUUGCAGGCAAUAGGACACUACAAGGGACCCAUGUUCAUAAAGUAUGUAGAAUAGUUUAACAUAUAUUUCAUGUUAGUAAAAUGGAUGUAACCAAGUGAACACUCUGUGGCUGGAGUGUGCUCUGUAAAAACAGUGGUUUGGGGAACUGUUUCAAUCAUGUUUUU